This is a messenger RNA of Chelonoidis abingdonii (Abingdon island giant tortoise), 2941 nucleotides long. RefSeq names its product peptidoglycan recognition protein 3-like. Lineage: Eukaryota; Metazoa; Chordata; Testudines; Testudinidae. The record is from RefSeq and is a predicted model, not a curated record. Gene Ontology annotation, molecular function: zinc ion binding; N-acetylmuramoyl-L-alanine amidase activity. Gene Ontology annotation, biological process: peptidoglycan catabolic process.
AUGCUGCUGCCGACGCGGGUCGUGUUGCUUUCAGCGCUCUGCGCCACGGUGCUUGGCUGCCCUACCAUCAUCUCACGCCGACAGUGGGGGGCCCGACCCCCAAGAAUUAGGGUCCCGCUGAAGACCCCAGUGUCCUUUGUCAUCAUCCACCACACGGAAGGGAAUCGCUGCACCUCGCAGGCCUCCUGCAGCCGGGAGGUCAAGGGCAUCCAGAACUACCACAUGAACACCCAGCGCUGGCCCGACAUCGGCUACAACUUUCUGAUCGGCGGGGACGGCAGAGUCUACGAGGGCAGAGGCUGGCGCACCGUGGGGGCCCACGCCUAUGGCUGGAGCCAUAGGUCACUGGGAUUCAGCUUCCUGGGCAACUUCUCCAACAGAAUCCCCAGUGCUGCCGCCCUGAACGCCGCCAAGAGCCUGAUCCAAUGCGCCGUCAAAAGGGGUUUCCUGAAACGCAGCUACACCUUGAAGGGGCAUCGCAACAUGAACCCGACCAGCUGCCCUGGGAACGCCCUCUACAGGGUCAUCAGCAAGUGGCCCAGGUGGCUGAGCAAGAAGAAGAUGCUGCUCCUGAUGCAAGUUAUGUUGCUCUCAGCGCUCUGCGCCACGGCACUCAGCUGCCCUACCAUCAUCUCACGCCGACAGUGGGGGGCCCGACCCCCAAGAAGCAGGGUCCCGCUGAAGACCCCAGUGUCCUUUGUCAUCAUCCACCACACGGAAGGGAAUCGCUGCACCUCGCAGGCCUCCUGCAGCCGGGAGGUCAAGGGCAUCCAGAACUACCACAUGAACACCCAGCGCUGGCCCGACAUCGGCUACAAUGGCCAAUCGAGAGCGUGGGCAGAGGGGGGUUAUUUAUUCAGGCCACAGUCACAUCCCCUGAGCAGCAGAGAGGGGCAGGGUGAGAUUAACAGGGGGCUGCUCUGUCCUGCAGACAGAAUCCCCAAUGCUGCCGCCCUGAACGCCGCCAAGAGCCUGAUCCAAUGCGCCGUCAAAAGGGGUUUCCUGAAACGCAGCUACACCUUGACGGGGCAUCGCAACGUGAACCCGACCAGCUGCCCUGGGAACGCCCUCUACAGGGUCAUCAGCAAGUGGCCCAGGUUCAAAGCCAAACCCUGAGUCCCUGCAACCUCAGGGCAGCCCCUGCGCAUGUCGCUGACCAUGCCUGCGACUUCUGCCUGCCCGAGCAGCACCUCCAUCCCCCAGCAGGGGGCAACCUCGUGCUUCUUGCCCACUUGCUGCCUCCUGGGCCCAGAAAGCAGGGAUCUGAGAGUUGGGGUUACGCUCCCGUCUCCCCUUGCACUUGGCUGCCCUGCUGCCCAGGGGGCUCAGAUUUCUAAUGAUGCCUGGGAGCCGCCUGCCUCCCCCAGGCUGCUUCCUUCAGCAGAUGCCAGGCCUAGCCCCUUGCUCCCGCCCAGAACAGGCACAUCAGCUCAGCCCUGGUCCAUAUACAGCCAGGCCCAGGGACUUACAGCAUCCGGGAGGUGGGGUCAAUCCUCAGUUGAGCUCUGUGGUGACAGCCCUGCCAAUCCCUGAGCAGCUCAGGGAAUGUCACCUCCAUUCCCCUGUUAAACGUCUGAGCAAUUCUCAAUUCCAGAGUCAAAUCCUCCUCUGCCCCCAGCCCCCCUGAAAUCUGCAGCGAAACUUUCAUCUAGAAUCCCCCAGAAAUUGGUCGCUAUUUACCCCACCCCACAAAGGGAACCCAAGUGUCCCUGAGCCCUGACCCUCAGCUCUGCCUGGCCCCGCGGGGUCUGGCUCUCAAAGUUUUCAGCACUAGGACCUUUCAUCCCGACAAUCCAUUCCCGCCAGCCUCUCUCACCACGGGGGGGCGAAGUGUUAGGAUCUUCACAUGGCGGGUGCCUGGGAAGGACCAGUUGGGUGGUUUGCAGAGUCCCACAAAGGGGUUUUUAAUUCAAGUGCAAUUUGCCUGUAACCCAGCGCCCCUGCGCCUUAGCGCUUGCUUUGCUUGGGAGCUACACAGCAGUGAGAAUAAACCAGCUUCUAGCACAUGAAAAGUUGAAGCGCCGUGAAUCAUUUCAUCUCCUGUUAAACCAUAACCACCGCCCGCUGCUGGACUGGGUUUGGAGAGCUCAGACGGCGAGAUUAUGGUCUGUCAGAUUAGCAAUAUGACACUCCUUUGUGCUAGGCGCUGUACACAGAACAUAAGACAGACUGUCCCUCCCCUAAAGAACUCACGGUCUAAGUAGACACAGGUUGGGAGGGGAAACUGAGGCACCAGGAGGGGAAAGGGUUUUACGCAGGCUCAUAGGGCUAGUCAGUGGCAGAGCGUGGAACAGAUCCAAGGGCUGAAGUCAAGUGAUCUGCCCACUAGGCUGUGCUGCCUCUCAGGCUAGAGGGAGGAGAUGGACGGAAACAAAGGGGGAGCUGGUUCUUCAUGGGUUACACAGACAGGCCCGGCAGCCCUGAGCUGAAGGAAGGAGAGGGGAGCUGGGGUUUGCUCCUGGUGAUGGGAGCUGGGGCUGCAGAAGGGGGCCAGAGCAGAGGGAACAGCCAUGCCAGCAGCAGCGUCCCAGCCCCACAGUGCCUAGGGCUGCCCAGCGUGAGGGGACGCUAUGGGGAGGGGGCAGCGGCCCUGACGGGGCAGCUCUUUGUUAUGAGAGUCACUGUAGAGCAGCCCCCGAGCUAGGCUGGGAGCCUGGUGGCCUGGGGCUGAACGGGCCUUGGAAACAGGAGCAAACCCUGGUGGGCCGGCAGCUGGAGGCCCCCAGUGUCCUGUCCCCCGCACAGUUAUUCCUGCCUCAGGAGGCUCAAGCAAGAGGUUUCGCUCCUGGGCCAGCCGCAGCCUCCGAACAGACUCAGCACAGUCUCCGUUCCCAUCUUCUCUGAGACACCAGAAUCGUAACAGCUCCCCCAGCCCCUGUGGGGCUGUGACAGCCCAGGACCGCCAAGCUGCGUUGCCUGGUCCCUGGGGUGUUUUGGCUGC